Molecule: messenger RNA, 978 nt
Organism: Micromonas commoda
Lineage: Eukaryota; Viridiplantae; Chlorophyta; Mamiellophyceae; Mamiellales; Mamiellaceae
Exons: 1
Coding region: 1-978 (325 amino acids)
Biological process (GO): lipid metabolic process
Source: RefSeq, a predicted model, not a curated record
AUGCUGCUCGUGUUGCAUGUCAUCCACGCCCCACACCUCCUUCUCAUAGCAAUCAUCGCUACAGUGCUCAUCGCAGCACCCAGUUUGGCCUGGAGUGCCACAACAUUUGCUAUCCUGGGCGUGGCGUACUCGCCAACUUUCAUAGGAGCACCAGGGUCCACGGGUAUGCGAACGUGGACGGCAUUUCAGCUGUGGGCUACGAGGGUCGUAGAAGAUGCAGCACGGCGCUGGCAUGGCGAGUGCCGAGUGGUGCGAGAUGGAUCAUGGAGGAAAAGUAAACGGGAGGAGCGUCGGUACAUCUUUGGGUACCAUCCACACGGGAUGUAUCCCGCCGCAGCGUGCUGGUUCCACCUCACGCCGCAAUUCGCCUCGUUGUUUCCCUCGGUUCCUCCUCCUGUGACGCUCGGUGCCUCUGUAAUCUUCAGGGUACCCAUUUUGAGGGAUGUCGCGAUGUGGGCUGGUGCACGAAACGUGUCGCGCAACGUGUUUUUGAAGAGCCUUCGCGAACAGGGUGCCGUUGUCCUGUGCCCCGGUGGGCAGGCAGAGCUCGUGGAGCACGUUGGAGGGGACGGCGAUGACGUGGUCACGCUGUGCACCAGGCACAGGGGCUUCAUUCGAAUAGCGAUUGAGGAAAACGCUCACCUGGUUCCCGUCUUCGUGUUCGGAGAAUCUCAGGCGACACGAAACAUCAUCAAAUGGAAAGCUGCGCAACGGUGGACGUACAAGCGCCUCGGAUUUCCCAUGCCGUUUCUUCCUGGUGGCUUUAAAGGUUUCUUACCGAUUCCAGCGCCAUUACCUCUGAGCUUCGUGGUUGGUGAGCCCAUCAAAGUUCCCGAGCCGGGACCAGGAGGGACCGCCUUGGAGGAGGACGUGCUUCGGACGUGCGACGAGUAUUACCAACGCAUCCGGGAUCUCUUUGAGAGGUAUAAGGUUAGCAGCGGUUUCCCGCAUCUUCGGUUAGUGUUCAAGGACGACUGA